CUGACAAUUGACAAUAUUGACAUUUAACGGCCAGAGCCAUAGCAUCUUCUUUAUUACCUUAUCUAUGGCCAGAGCCAAAGAUUCUCCCGCGCUUUUCUCUUUUUAUUUGUAAUAAAUUUUUGUUUGAGUUUGGGACGUGUUUUUAUUAGUUUAAUACUUAUAAAUUAGCAAUUUUAUACGUUCAGAAUGCCCUCACCUGCACCUUCAGAAGAUGGUUCAAAAACCCCCCGCAGAUCAUCAAGAAACCCUGAAGGCUCUAGAACCCCAUCAAGAAACCCUGAAGGCUCUAGAACUCCAUCAAGAGUUCAAACACCUUCAGCAAGAACUCCAUCACGAAGAGGAAAUGCAACUCCUAGAAGGGAAGAUGCUUCCCCAGCAAAGAGCAUUGCUUCUUCAACUAGAACACCCAGGAAAGGUCGUAACACACCAGCUAAGAGUGUAUCUACUGUUGAUACACCUAUGCGUUUUGGGGUGCCCAGAAAUGACAUUGAUGGACAAAGUGAAAUCCCAUCUUCUCCAGCUCAUAGCUUAGCUCCAACGAGUCCUGGCACAGGUCUGGCAAUGAGUGAAAUUGAUCUGAGUUCUCCACUUAAUUAUGGUACACCUAGUUCAUUGGGUUCUAUUAGAACACCUAGGUCAGGUAUAAGAGGAACACCAAUUCGUAUGAGACCUGAUGUCAGGUCUGAUAAAAGGAUUAGACAAGUGAAUGUAGGAGGUGAUACUGCAUUGGAAGCCAUUCCUGAAACUCAAGAAUCUGAUUCCACAACUCCUCAUUUGGUUAUUUGGGGAACUAACGUUUCUGUUGCUGAAUGCAAAGCAAAAUUCAAGCAAUUUAUACUUCGUUUUAUUGAUCCUAAUGCAGAAGAAGAUGAGAGGACUGACGAUAUGAAUUUAAAUGAACCUCUUUAUAUACAAAAAUUAGAAGAAAUUCAUACAUUGGAAGAACCUUUUUUAAGCAUCAACUGUUCCCACUUGGAAACAUUUGAUGUUAGUCUGUACAGACAAUUAGUGUGUUAUCCACAAGAAGUUAUACCAACUUUUGACAUGUGUAUCAAUGAAAUGUUUUACGAACGAUAUCCAGCUGCUGUGCUUGAACAUCAGAUUCAAGUGAGACCAUUUAAUGCUGAAAAAACUAAAAACAUGAGAUCCUUGAAUCCAGAGGAUAUUGACCAAUUGAUAACAAUAAGUGGGAUGGUAAUCCGUACAUCAAAUAUAAUGCCGGAAAUGAGAGAGGCAUUCUUCAAGUGCAUAGUUUGUCAAUUUUUCGUUAAUGUGGAAAUUGAUAGAGGUCGUAUUACUGAACCAACUCUUUGCAGUAGUUGUAAUACAAAUCACACUUUUACCCUUAUUCAUAAUCGGUCACAAUUUACAGAUAAACAGAUGAUUAAGUUGCAAGAAUCUCCAGAUGAUAUGCCUGCUGGUCAAACACCUCAUACUGUAGUUCUAUUCGCCCACAAUGAUCUAGUUGAUGCCGUUCAACCUGGUGAUCGAGUUACAGUUACUGGUAUUUAUAGAGCUCAACCUCUACAGGUGAUGCCCACUCAAAGAAACAUACGUGCCGUUUACAAAACACAUAUUGAUGUUUUACAUUUCCGUAAAAUUGACAACAGAAGAUUGUAUGAGGAAGAAGACGGAAAAGAUCGCCGCUUCACCCCCGAAAGAGUGGAACUUUUAAAUAUUUUAUCACAAAAACCCGAUGUUUAUGAUCGUCUAGCGAGAUCUAUAGCUCCAUCGAUUUACGAAAACGAAGAUGUAAAAAAAGGAAUUCUUUUACAACUAUUUGGAGGAACUAAAAAAACAUUUGUUACCUCUGGUCGAACAAAUUUCAGAGCUGAAAUUAAUAUUUUGUUGUGUGGUGAUCCAGGUACUUCAAAGUCUCAACUUUUACAAUAUGUGUAUAAUUUGCUACCAAGAAGUCAAUAUACGUCCGGCAAAGGUUCUUCAGCUGUAGGUUUGACUGCUUAUGUUACCAAAGACACGGAAACCAAACAACUUGUUCUUCAAACUGGAGCUCUCGUUCUUGCUGAUAACGGAAUCUGUUGCAUAGAUGAAUUCGAUAAGAUGAGCGACUCUGCUCGGAGUGUUCUACAUGAGGUAAUGGAACAGCAAACUCUCAGUAUUGCCAAAGCAGGAAUUAUUUGUCAGCUUAACGCAAGAACUUCAGUUUUAGCUGGUGCCAAUCCAUGCGAAUCCCAAUGGAAUAAAAAUAAAACCAUUAUUGAAAAUGUCCAGUUACCUCAUACGCUGCUAUCAAGAUUCGACCUAAUAUUUUUAAUUUUGGAUCCACAAAAUGAAAUUUUUGACCGAAGACUGGCCCGUCAUUUGGUCUCAUUAUAUUACAAAACAAGAGAUCAGGAAGAGAUGGAAUUUCUGGAUAUGUCCAUCGUAAGAGAUUACAUCGCUUACGCAAAAGAACAUGUACAUCCCAAACUUAGUGAUGAGGCUUCACAGAAACUCAUUCAGUCUUAUGUGGAUAUGAGGAAAAUAGGCUCUGGAAAAGGACAAAUAUCAGCUUAUCCAAGACAAUUAGAAUCACUAAUUCGUCUUUCUGAAGCACAUGCUAAACUGCGAUUUUCACAAACCGUCGAAGUUGACGAUGUAGAAGAAGCUUACAGGUUACAUCGAGAAGCUUUAAAACAAUCCGCAACGGAUCCUCUAUCUGGAAAAAUCGAUGUUAAUAUUCUUACAACUGGUUUGAGUUCUGCUUCUAGAAAACGGCGAUUGGAAUUAGCACAAACAGUUAAAAAACUGAUUGAAGAUAAAGGAAAAGUGCCUCUUAUUAACUACCCAAAACUGUUUACAGAAUUAAAAGAAAGUUCAUCUGUGAUGAUCACAAGAGAACAAUUCGAAGAUGCUCUCAAGGACCUACAAGAUGAUGGAAUAAUUGUCGUAAUGGGAAAAACUUCAGUAAGAGUCGUUAGAAAUAGAGAUUGAGCACAAAUUGUGUACUUUAUCUAAACCCUUUUUAUAUUUUAAUUUAGAAUUAACUAUUUAGAUAAUAAAUAUAUGUUUUAAGAAUGUG
Molecule: messenger RNA, 3022 nt
Organism: Psylliodes chrysocephalus
Lineage: Eukaryota; Metazoa; Arthropoda; Insecta; Coleoptera; Chrysomelidae
Source: the annotation of a GenBank genome assembly